ACACUUGGACUCUAUGUCGCUAUCGACAUCCCGUGUUAAUCCUUGUUUCAUUCCCCCUUCCCCUCUCCUCUCUGUUCACUGCAUAAAUCUCUGCAAAGUCUUUCCCCUCUUUACGCAAAAUGACAAUCUGCUGCCACGUUACCAAUCAAACUAGAUCUCUAUAAAUCUUUGCAAAACCUCUCCUUUCUCCACGGAUUUAGGCCUCUCCUCCGUUGCGGCAGAAAAAGAAGAUGAAAUGGAGAACAGGAAAAAGAAGAUGACGGCGGUGGUGAGGGAUCGGACAGGAUCAGAAGGGAGCGAACGCGCGAGAAGUGAAUCUGCGUUGUCUGAUUGCGGAUACGACAUCGUUGGAGGGGAGAGGACCGGGAAGGGGAUGAAGAGGAAACGAGAGGAAAAAUUAAGGAAAGAAGAAGAAGAAGGAGUAGAAGAAGGUGAAAGAGAGGAGAAAUCGGAGCUUCUUCAGGAGCCCUUGGAAGUAUUUGGGUUCGAUAUCAUGCUUAUGAUACUAAGUAACCUGGACGCGCGCAGUGCGGCACUAUCCCUACUUGUUUGCCGUAAAUGGCAUGGAGUGGCUUGGAGCGAUAGGCUCUGGGCGGCCAAGGUUCCUUGCAAGGAGUUAUGGAAUGGGAAAGCACAUAUACCCCGUGUGUCACAAGCCCGGGGAUUGCCAAUGUUAGCAGCUUAUUCACUCUCUGUCAUGGAUGGCAAACGGACCCGCAUCACAAGGGAUGACCUGUGUGAUCAUGUCUGGGAAUUCCAUUUUACCGAGGCUGCUCCUGAUUAUUGGCGAGAGCUUGAUCCUUACUGGAAGGGCAGUGGCCCUCCUAUGCGCCGCCGCUUCCAUCAAGAUGGGAGUCAAACUGCAGACCAUGGUGACAGGGUAUGGGGUGGCCAUGAAGCCUGUUACUCUAUUGUCACUAGUUUUCUGGGUGAUGGACAGAUUAGGGAACAUUAUGUGAGAAUCAACCGUUGGCCAAAAAUGCUUGUGUCAAGGAAGGAGGACUGGAGCUGGGAAAUGUCCAAUCGGCUUUAUUGCUACACCAGCAUUCCCGAUGCUUACAAGGAAGGUGGAACUGGUCCAGUGUUUCCAGUUAGUUAGUGGUAGAAUUUGGUAGUUAGCAAACUGGACCGGAAUGGUUGGCCAAGCCUCCCUAGGUCUUGGGUUCGUUUUCAGUCCACAGCUUCCCUUGUGAAAAGAGAAAAAGGCCCGACUAAGACCAGCCCGUAUAACAAUUUUUCCAGCUAUACAGGAAACAGCUGUGUGUAUUAUUCAUGCUAUUAAAUAUUAAUCUAUGGCCUUGGUACACUAGUGCAGAGCGGCUGCAGCAUAUAUUGUUGGAACGCCUUAGAUAACACCUUGGAUCUAUAAUUCUCUUGCAGUCACCAAAUGGUUUACAUGAUC
This is a messenger RNA of Malania oleifera, 1402 nucleotides long. RefSeq lists its product as uncharacterized. Gene Ontology annotation, molecular function: protein binding. Bases 236 to 1099 code for a protein of 287 amino acids. The transcript is spliced from 5 exons. Lineage: Eukaryota; Viridiplantae; Streptophyta; Magnoliopsida; Santalales; Ximeniaceae. The record is from RefSeq and is a predicted model, not a curated record.